AUGGCUACGGGCAAGAAAGGAGGGCACUUUGGUGCUCGAGCUAAAGCAUGCAAAAGUGUCCGCGGUAUGUGUGUUGGAGAGUGUAAAGGGACAUGUGGAAGGCCUAAGGCACACAAGCUGCUUAUGCAAAGAGGAGGAAAGCUAGAAAUAAGUUGUGUUAUUUGGGUUAUAGGCAAGGUUAAGGCGAGGAAGGGAGGAGGUCUUACGAGAAGGACUUACAAUAGAGAUAGGGAGAGGUCUGCUAGCUCUUUAAGGUAA
Molecule: messenger RNA, 258 nt
Organism: Dovyalis caffra
Lineage: Eukaryota; Viridiplantae; Streptophyta; Magnoliopsida; Malpighiales; Salicaceae
Source: the annotation of a GenBank genome assembly